AUGGCGGACAAGUUUCGGUUUGGGUCCGGAUUUAUUCGCUUGAUCGGUGGAAAACGAAACAAAUUUCCUGUUCCACCUGGCGAAAAAUCAGCAGAAGCCAAUUUUACCAAAUCAUCGCAGACAUCAUCAAAAUCUCAAAGAAUCACGUCACCGGUCAAAGAUUUCUACGCAGUUCUUGGAGUGAGCCGCGCUGCCACAUUCAGUGACAUUAAAAAGGCCUAUUAUCAGCUAGCGAAGCAGUUUCAUCCGGAUAGAAACACUACCCAAAAUAUUUCUACCAGCCAAGGCGGCACAGAACUGCAAUUUUCCCAGAUUACUGAAGCUUAUGAAGCAUUGGUACAAGAAUUGAAAAAUCAGGAUAACUUCGUCGUUGAUUUGAAUCCUUCUCUGUAUCGAGAUAUCAGGCAAAAGCAUAUGCUACUACCGAACGGCAAGAAGUCAGUAGCAACGAUCAACGGUACCACGGUAAACGAACUAAACUACGAAGACGUCGUACUCAAAGUCACGUUCAAAGAAUCGGUGCAAGGUGCAACACGGGAACUUACAUUGCCGAUUGGCGUAAAGUGUAAUCGUUGCACAUUCAAGGGAUGCCUAACGACGCAUAACGAAGAAGGCCUGUGCAGCAUUUGCCACGGUACGGGAAGGCAGGUGUUCCAUACGGAAAAUGGCGAUCUUCUGAUGCCUUGCAAAUUUUGCAACGGAACAAAACAGGCCCCCCAUAAGCUAACGUGCCCAAAGUGCAAUGGGAAGGGUAUAGUUAUGAAAACCUACACGUUAACCGUCAACAUCCCGAAGGCAUCUCAGCAUAUGGACCGCUUUAAAGUCCGCAUUCCUGGUCUGCAGCGACAGGUUAACAUUAUACUACACGUGCAGGACUCCGACCUUUUUAGACGCAACGGCCUAAAUAUAUACUCAACGGAGGAGAUUACGAUGCUGAAGGCUAUAAGAGGAGGUAAGCUGUCUAUCCGUGGCAUCAAUGGGAUCUUCAACGUUAACCUGGAGCCGGGCUCGUCAUGUGGCACAGAAAUACGCAUCCCCGGAAAAGGGCUGCGAGAUGAAAUCCAUAAAGAUGUUGGUGAGCACAUUCUCAAAUUGCAAAUUCGCGUGCCGAAAACGCUCACACCGAGGCAGCUACAAUUGCUGGAAGAAUUCGAGCGAGCGGUCCAAAGUGACGCGUAG
Anopheles nili is the source of this 1179-nucleotide messenger RNA. RefSeq names its product dnaJ homolog subfamily A member 3, mitochondrial-like. The transcript has a single exon. The record is from RefSeq and is a predicted model, not a curated record. NCBI's taxonomy places the organism in Eukaryota, Metazoa, Arthropoda, Insecta, Diptera, Culicidae. Gene Ontology annotation, molecular function: heat shock protein binding. Bases 1 to 1179 code for a protein of 392 amino acids. Gene Ontology annotation, biological process: negative regulation of apoptotic process; protein folding; mitochondrion organization. Gene Ontology annotation, cellular component: mitochondrion.